UGCUCUGCCCUGCAAAUAUCCUUUCCCUCUCAGCCUUCUCUCUUUUUCUUUAUAUUUAUUUUUUACCAAUUUUUGCAGAAAAAGAGAGUACCUAUAUAAUUCAUCGUUAAACAACUUUUACUUCUGGCUAAUUUCAUCGUUCUUUCUGGUUUAAUCUUUGAUUUUGAGAGUUCUAAUCAUGGAGAUUAUCCUGGAGCUCUUUCUGACAGCUUUUAUUGCUCUUAUUUGUUCUUUCUUGAUAGCUAAGAUUGUUUCUUUGGCUAUGGGUGGUGGUGAUUCUGUUUCUGGGGUAGAGGAGAAAUCUAUGAUUGACGUUGAUGAUGAUAUUAUCAUGGAAGAGUUGGAGUUUGCAGAGAAAUUGAAAGUUCAGGGCUUGGAAAGUGAAAAGAAAGUCGAAUUUGCUAAGGAAAGUGCUGAUAAGGUUGAUGUUUUUGCAGCAGAAGAAGUUGGAGUUGAUCAGGGUUUUGAAAGUGAAAAGACAGUUGAAUGUGUCCAAGAGACUGCUGGCGAGGUUGAUGAAUUUAAAGCUGAGGCUGUGGAAAGAUUGAAAGUUCAGGGCUUUGAAAGUGAUAAGGAAGUUGAGCUUCUGCAAGAAACUGUCAACAAGGUCGAUGAUUUUGAAGCAGAAAAAGCUAAUGUCGGUGAAACAGAAGCUGAGGUGAAUCUUCAUGAUAUUGUUGUUGAACAAAAGAUGGAGAAAAAAGAAGUCGAGGAAAUCGGUAAAGAAUUAAAGGCUGACAAUGAAACCAAAGUGCAAUCUGAAGAGAUUAACGUUGAAGAGAGUCAAAUGAAAGGACUUGGGGAAGAGGAAAAGGAGGUGAAACUAGAUGAUGAUGAUGAUGAUUGGGAGGGGAUAGAGAGGAGUGAAUUGGAGAAGGUUUUUGGAGCUGCUGCCAAGUUUGUUGAGCAUAAAGGAGAUUUGGCAGGUGUGGGGACUGAUGAUCAGAUGGAACUGUACGGACUCCACAAGAUUGCUACUGAAGGGCCUUGUCGCGAGUCUCAGCCAAUGGCUUUCAUGGUCUCUGCUCGCUCCAAAUGGAAUGCUUGGCAAAGGCUGGGGAACAUGAAUCCGGAGGUGGCUAUGGAGCAGUAUGUUGCCCUUCUUUCAGACAGAGUUCCAGGAUGGAUGGAAGACAAUUCUGAUGGAAAGCAUAAAUUUGAAUCUGCGGAGCCAGCGGUUCCUGGUGGCAUAGCACCCGAUAUAAGUUCAUUUCCAGAUCAGCAGACCAAUUUUACUCAAGAAAGGAAUGAAGUAUUGAAGUUUGCUACAGGAGGAGGUGACAUAACUGAGAGCACAAGCACUGAGAAGCAGGCCAAAGACUGAUUAGCAUUGCCCUGACUUCAUCCCCCCAACCACAGGGGCCAUUCUCCUGGGUUUUGCUUGGUCAGAAACAAGACUACUUUCACCACCAAGUAUAGAUAUGUGCCUGGAUUGAAGUAAUCUAUCGUGCUGUUUAUCUACUGUCCAGUUCGUAAAUGAUGUUGUGUGGCUAAAAUAGCAACUGUUAAUUAUUGUAUAGCAUGCAUGUACAUAAUAUGUGAAGCAUCCAUGUUUCUAACAGCUCAAUGGAUGGCUGGUUGUGACUACUCAAGUAAAAUAUUAAUGUAUGCAUUUACCUAAUUGUUCCUGGUUUAAUGCUGCCUCUUUUCUGUGGCUGACAUAC
Messenger RNA from Theobroma umbraticum, 1664 nucleotides. It is a transcript of the gene ACBP3, whose product is annotated as acyl-CoA-binding domain 3. The record is from RefSeq and is a predicted model, not a curated record. Gene Ontology annotation, biological process: fatty acid metabolic process. Gene Ontology annotation, molecular function: fatty-acyl-CoA binding. Lineage: Eukaryota; Viridiplantae; Streptophyta; Magnoliopsida; Malvales; Malvaceae.